GAAGGGACAGGCUGGCUGGUAACAGGGUGAUCAGGAGAGAGUGAGUGAGUGAGAGUUUGACAGAGAGCAGUGUGUGAUUUCAGAUCUUCUACCAGGUGAAUCUCUCACCCAGGGAGGUAGCACACUGUGACAGCGGUAUCAACCAGACUCAGACAGAGAAUUGGAAGAAAGCCAUGUAUCUACCCAGGCCAGAGAACCAGCCGUAAAAGACAAAAAGCGGUCUCCCCCUUCGGACAGGCCUCCCACCUCCCCCCACGCCAACCCUCACCAUAGUGCCUCCCCAGAGGACCAGGAGAGCCCGGAGAGAGUGGUUCAGAAAGAGAAACUGCAUGCAGAGCUGAAACAGGUGCUGAGUCUGAAGAGAAGUCACCUGAAAGAGUCGUCUCGUUUGGCCCAAGCAGAGAUGGAUUCUUCAACAGACGCCCAAGCAGUGGAGGAGACAGCAUCUGAGGAGGUGGAGGUUGUGGUAGAGACAGAGGCUGAGGCUGGAGCCAGUGGCUACAGUGUCACAGGUGGAGGGGAGCGAGGCCUCUUCAUUAAGGACGUCCUUAAAGACUCCACUGCAGCAAAGCAUCUUAGCCUCCAGCAAGGAGAUCAGUUGCUCAGUGCAAGAGUCUACUUUGACAAUGUGAAGUAUGAGGAUGCCCUGAAGAUCUUGCAGUGUGCAGAGCCUUAUAAAGUCUCCUUUUUCCUGAAGAGGACCAUCACCGGCGCUGAUGUCACCAUGCACCCUGGCACCACCAGCAUGGAACUGAAAGGACCCAAAACCAAGAUGCAGAAAAUGAGUGUCAAGAGCAUCAAACCUUUCAAAGCGAAGAAAAAGAGGGGAGGACGUUUUGGAUUGAAAAGGCUGAAGGAAAACAAGAAAGGGAGCACUGGAGCAGAGUUGGAGGGAUCGCCUUCCAAAGUGGAGCUCAACCCCGUCGACGUGGAGUUUGCCUUCCCCAAGUUCAAGCUGAGGAAGGAUGGGAAGGCAGAGGGAACUGAGCAGCAUGGAGGAGUGGUCGCCACUGGCAGGAAGAAGAGGAUGAUAAGGUGUCCCAGGAUGAACGCAAAGGGUGCUGAGGUGGCUACAGGAGAAGUUGACAUGACGCAACCAGAGGGACAGGCUGACGUCUCCCGGCCAGACGUGCCUGGAGCUAAGGCCAAAGUCAAAGGAAAGGGCCACAGGUUCGGAAUUCAUUUCCCUAAAACAAAAAAGACAACAUCGGACACUGCCUUGUCUGAAGGGUCUCUGGAGCUGAAACCUCCAGAUGUCAAAUUCACACCACCCUCAGUGGAAUUCAGUUCGCCAUCUGGAAACAAGGAAGUCACCCUACAGAAACCAGAAGUGAAAGUCAAGGAGGGGUCAAAGUUUAUGCACCGAGAGGUAGAGCUUUCACUAGGACUCCCCUCAGCCCGACCUUCUGAUGAAAUUGAUGGUGAGAUAAAAGCAAAAGGUUUAGCUGAAGGAGUUGAAGGGUCAACAGGCCUGCCUGGCAUUAAAAUGCCAGCUAUUGACAUCUCUGCACCCAACAUCGAUCUGCAGCUGGACACCCGGAGUAGAGUGCCAGACAAGAUAGAGGGACCCUUUUUUAAAGGGCCAAAUAUAUCCAUGCCAAAAACUGACAUCUCACUACCAAAGAUUGGAUCAUCUGAUAUGGAUAUUGAAGGUCCAGAAAAGGGUGGAAAAAUGAGCUUACCAGCUGUUGACAUUUCACUGCCAAAGAUGACAUCAGGAGAAGCAAAUGUUGAUGUGGAAGGACACAUUGGAAAGGGAGGCAAGUUCAAAAUGCCAACUUUCGAUGUUUCUCUUCCAAAAUUCAAGUCUUCAGAGGAGGACAUGAAUAUAGAGGGGCCUGAAGUCAAAGGAGAGUUCAACAUGCCAAAAGUUGACCUUUUACGCCCGAAAGGUAAAGCGGGGGGUGAGGUAGACAUUGAAGGAUAUUUAGGAAAAGGAGGUACAUUUCAGAUGCCCACAUUUGACAAUUCUCUACCAAGAAUGAAGUCAUCAGACAGAGAAAUUAAUGUAGAAGGACCUGAAGUGAAGGGUGGCAAAAUUCAAAUGCCCUAUGCUGACAUAUCUCUCCCUAAAGGAAAAACAGAGGGGAAAAUGAACAUUGAGGGACAUUCUGGAAAAGGAGGCAAGUUCAAAAUGCCCUCGUGUGACGUUUCCCUUUCUAAAAUGUUGGGCAAUGCUAGUUUCGAGGGACCUGAAUUGAAAGGGGGAAAGUUAGAAAUGCCCACACUUGAUAUUUCCCUUGCUAGAGGAAAAGCAGAGGGUGAAGUCAAUAUUGAUUCAAAUGUAGGAAAAGAAGGAAUGCUCAAAACGCCCACAAUUGACAUUCCUCCUCCAAAAAUGAGGUCGUCAGGAACAGAAGUCGUUGUAAAAGGGCCUGAUGUAAAAGGAGGAAAGUUCCACAUGCCACAAGUAGACAUUUCACUUCCCAAAGGCAAAAGCGAAAUUGACAUUGAGGGAAAGCCUGAAAAAAGAGGGAAGAUUCAAAUGUCCUCAUUUGAUGUCUCACUUCCAAAAAUAAAGUCAGCAGAGGGUGACAUGAAAAUAGAAGGAUCUGAUGUGAAAGGCAUCACAUUUCAUAUGCCCACUAUAGAUUGUUCACUUCCAACAGGAAGAACAGAAGUUGACAUCAGCGUUGAAGGAGAAGCAUCUAAAGGCGGAAAGUUUCACAUGCCUUCGCUUGAUAUUUCUCCUCCGACAGUGAAGUUCCCAGAGGGUAAAGCGAAAGUAAAAGGCCCUGAACUCAAAGGGGGAAAGGUCGAGAUAACAAAUAUCGAAGUGUCCCUUCCAAAAGGCAAAACAGCGGGAGAAGUUAACAUUGAAGGACAUGUCAGUAAAGGGGGAAAGUUUAAGAUGCCCAAAUUUGGCAUUUCUUUCCCUAAAUUUAAGUCACCAGAGGGUAAGGUCAACACAGAGGGACCUGAAGUCAAAGGAGGGAAGUUUCACAUGCCUAAAAUUGACAUUUCACUACCAAAAGUAAAAAUGGAAGGUGACAUCAAAGUUGAAGGAGAUUCUGACAUUUCCCUUCCAAAAAUGAAGUCACCAGAAGCAGAUAUCCUUUUAGAAGGACCAGACCUCAAAGGAGGAAAGUUUCAUGUGCCAACAAUUGACCUUUCACUUCCAAAAGGAAAGGGAGCAAUUGACACUGAAGAACAUUCUGGAAAAGGAGGCAAGUUCCAAAUGCCAGCAUUUGAUAUAUCACUUCCAAAAAUGAAGACACCAGAUGGUGAAGUCAGCCUAGAAGGCCCUGAAGUCAAAGGGGGGAACAUUGAUAUGCCAACGAUGAACAUUUCUCUUCCAAAAGGAAAAAUGGAGGGAGAAAUUGACAUUGAAGAACAUUCUGGAAAAGGAGGACGAUUUCAUAUGCCUACAUUUAACGUUUCCCUUCCAAAAAGGAAGUCACUAGAAGAAUAUGUCAGUUUAGAAGGACCGAGUGUCAAAGGAGGGAAGUUUCAUAUGCCCACAAUGGACUAUUCCCUUCCCAAGGGAAAGGGUGAGAUUGAAACUGAAGGACAUUCUGGAAAAGGAGGAAAGUUUCAUACGCCCGAGUUUGAUGUAUCGCUACCAAAAAUGAAGCUCCCAGAGUGGGACAUCAAACUAGAAGGACCGGAAGGCAAAGGCAGUAAAAUACAUAUGCCUAACAUUGAUAUUUCUCUUCCUGAAGGGAAAACUGAAAGAGAUAUUCAGGUUGAGGGGCAUGGUGGCAAAGGGGGGAAGUUUCACAUGCCCUCAAUUGACAUUUCCCUUCCAAAAAUGAAGUUGCCUGAAGGUGAAGUCAAAGUAGAAGGUCCAAAAGCCAAAGGGGGAAAGAUUGAAAUGCCAAAGAUUAAUAUUUCACUUCCAAAAGGAAAAACAGAAGGGGAAAUAGACACUGAAGGACAUUCUGAGAAAAAAGGAAAGUUUCACAUGCCCACAAUCGACAUGUCCUUACCAAAAAUGAAGUCAAAAGAUGGUGAAAUUAAAUUAGAGGGUCCAGAAGUGACAGGCAGUAAAAUACAUAUGCCUAAUAUAGACAUUUCUCUUCCAAAGGUGAAGGCGGAAAGUGAUAUUGAGGUAGAGGGGUAUGGUGGUAAAGGGAGAAAGUUUCACAUGCCCUCACUUGACAUUUCUCUUCCAAAAAUGAAGUUACCUGAGGGUGAAGAUAAGUUGGAAGGCCUUGAAGCCAAAGGUGGAAAGUUUGAAAUGCCAAAGAUUGAUAUUUCACUCCCAAAAGGAAAAGCAGAGGGAGAAACUGACAUAGAAGGACAUUCUGGUAAAGGAGGAAAGUUUAAAAUGCCCAAGUUUGAUGUGUCACUACCAAAGAUGAAGCACCCAGAAGGUGAUGUCAAAGAAGGCCUUGAAGUCAAAGGUGGGAAGUUUGAAAUGCCCAAAAUUGAAGCAGAGGGUAGGAGUGGAGUCAAGUUACCAACUGUUAAACUGCCAACGGUAGACAUAUCUGCACCGAAGGUUGACUUAGACUUUGGGCUGUCAAAAGCUAAAGGAGAUGAUAGGGAAGAGAUGGAGCUACUAAAAGCAGAGGGUGGUAGGCCAUCCUCUGGGUCAAGUUUUGACAUGCCAGAUGUCUCUCUCAAAAUGCCAAGAUUUUCUCUCCCUAAAUUUGGUAGAAAGUCUAGUGGAAAUGUAAACCUAGAAGGAUAUGGCAAAGAGGACGAUAUUGAUAUUAGCCCCCCACGAGUGGAUGGUGAGGGCAGACCAGCAUCAGUGGAAAUAGGCGGAGAUGGAAAAAUAAAAGGUAAACUAAGGAAGCCCAAAAUGAAAAUGCCAACUUUUGGAAUAUCUAAGAAAGAUGUAUCAAUAGCCAGCCCUGAUGUGGAAAUCAAGACAGAAAAGGGGAAAGUUGACAUUCCAACGCCAGGGAUCAGUGUAGAAAAUCCAGCAGACAAAACAAAUAGAAAAUAUAGACUAAAAUUCCCAAAGUUUAAGAAGUCAUCUCCUAAAGGUAAACUACCAGAGGGAGAGAUAGAUGCCUCAUUGGAUAGUGGAAUGGAGGGGAAAGCUGGCUUUCAUGCACCUGAUGUUACAAUCAAAAUGCCCAAGUUCUCCAUGCCAGGGUUUGGCUCAAAGGAGACAGACUUUGACAGGAGUGGGAAAAGUGCUGAACUAGAAGCUAAAGGAAAGGUCAAAAUGCCAUCAGUGGAGAUAUCCUUGCAAGCUGCCAAGACAUCUGAGCAAGAAAUGUUAAUCCCAGAUGUAUCUGAGGCUGACAUCAGUGGUUAUGAAGGAAACCUGAAAAUCCCUAAAAUGCCAACUAUUGAUGUAUCAGCCCCCCAUAUUGAUCUAGAUGUAACUCUGCCUAAAGUCAAGCAUGAAACAAACAUUGACGGGGAGGGAGGCAAAUUUAAAAUGGCAAACAUCAAAAUGCCUGAUAUAGAUGUAUCACAUCCUAUAGGAAAAACUGGUGACAUUGAUGCAUCCAAAGUGAAACUUGAGGGAGGGGGUGGAAAAUUCAAGAUGCCUGGCAUUAAAAUGCCAAAGGUAGACAUAUCACUUCCAAAAGUAAAACAUGGAGAAAUUGAUGUAUCCACGGUGGAAAUUGAAGGAGAAGGUGGAAAAUUCAAGAAGCCACAUAUGGAAAUGCCAAAUUUUGAUAUAUCACUUCCCAAAGGAAAAAGUGGAGGGAUUGAAGGGCCAAAGAUGGAAAUUGAAGGAGGGGGCGGAAAUUUCAAAAUGCCACAUAUGAAAAUGCCAAAGGUAGACUUCUCACUUCCGAAGGGAAACCAUGGAGACAUCAGUGCACCAGAAAUGGAAGGAGAAGGUGGAAAAUUCAAGAUGCCAUAUAUGAAAAUGCCAAAUAUUGAUAUAUCACUUCCGAAAGGAAAAAUUGGAGACAUUGAAGGACCAGAAAUGAAAAUUGAAGGAGGGGAUGGGAAAUGUAAGAUACCACAUAUGAAAAUGCCAAAUGUAGACAUAUCACUUCCAAAAGGAAAAAGUGGAGAUAUUAAUGCACCUGUAUUGGACAUUGGAGGAGAAGGUGGAAAAUUCAAGAUGCCACAUAUGAAAAUGCCAAAUAUUGCUAUAUCACUUCCCAAAGGAAGAAGUGGAGGGAUUGAAGGACCAGACAUGGAAAUUCCGGGAGGGGGAGGAAAAUUGAAGAUGCCACAUAUGAAAAUACCAAAGGUAGACUUAUCAAUUCCGAAGGAAAAGUCUGGAGACAUCAGUGCACCAGAAAUUGAAAUGGAAGGAGAAGGAGGAACGUUCAAGAUGAAAAUGCCAAAUAUUGAUAUAUCACUUCCAAAAGGAAAAACUGGAGACAUUGAAGGACCAGAAAUGGAAAUGGAAGGACGAAAAUUCAAGAUGCCACAUAUGAAAAUGCCAAAUGUUGAUAUAUCACUUCCAAAAGGAAAAAGUGUAGAAAUUGAAGGACCAGGGAUGGAAAUUGGAGGAGGAGGUGGAAAAUUCAAGAUGCCACAUAUGAAAAUGCCAAAUGUUGAUAUAUCACUUCCAAAAGGAAAAACUGGUGAUGUUAAUGAACCUAAUUUGGAAAUUGAGGGAGAAGGAAGAAAAUUCAAGAUGCCACAUAUGAAAAUGCCAAAUGUUGAUAUAUCACUUCCCAAAGGAAAAGGUGGAGAAAUUGAAGGACCAGAGAUGGACAUUGAAGGAGAGGGUGGGAAAUUCAAAAUGCCACAUAUGACAACACCAAAUAUUGGUAUAUCACUUCCAAAAGGAAAAACUGGAGACAUUGAAGGAUCAGAAAUGGAAAUUCAUGGUGAGGGAGGAAAAUUCACGAUGCCACAUAUUAAAAUGCCAAAUAUUGGUAUAUCACUUCCAAAAGGAAAAACGGGUGUUGUUCCUGAACCUAAUUUGGAAAUUGAGGGAAAUGGAGGAAAAUUCAAGAUGCCACAUAUGAAAAUGCCAAAGGUGGACUUAUCACUAACGAAGGGAAAGUCUGGAGACAUCAGUGCACCAGAAAUGGAAAUGGAAGGAGGUGGAAAAUUUAAGAUGCCACAUAUGAAAAUGCCAAAGGUGGACUUAUCACUAACGAAGGGAAAGUCUGGAGACAUCAGUGCACCAGAAAUGGAAAUGGAAGGAGGUGGAAAAUUUAAGAUGCCACAUAUGAAAAUGCCAAAGGUGGACUUAUCACUAACGAAGGGAAAGUCUGGAGACAUCAGUGCACCAGAAAUGGAAAUGGAAGGAGGUGGAACAUUUAAGAUGCCACAUAUGAAAAUGCCAAAUGUUGAUAUAUCACUUCCCAAAGGAAACCGUUUAGAAAUUGAAGGACCAGGGAUGGGAAUUGAAGGAGGGGGUGGAAGAUUUAAGAUGCCACAUAUGAAAAUGCCAAAUGUUGAUAUAUCACUUCCAAAAGGAAAAUCUGGGGAAAUUAGUGCACCAGAAAUGGAAAUGGAAGGAGGAGGAAAAUUCAAGAUGCCAUAUAUGAAAAUGCCAAACAUUGAUAUAUCACUUCCUAAAGGAAAAGGUGGAGAAGUUGAAGGACCAGAAAUGGAAAUUCGUGGAGAGGGAGGAAAAUUCAAGAUGCCACAUAUGACAACACCAAACAUUGAUAUAUCACUUCCAAAAGGAAAAACUGGAGACUUUGAAGGACCAGAAAUGGAAAUUCAUGGAGAGAGAGGAAAAUUAAAGAUGCCACAAAUUCAAAUGCCAAAGGUAGACUUAUCACUUCUGAAGGGAAAGUCUGGAGACAUCAGUGCACCAGAAAUGGAAAUGGAAGGACGAAAAUUCAAGAUGCCACAUAUGAAAAUGCCAAAUGUUGAUAUAUCACUUGCCAAUAGAAAAACUGGUGAUGUUAAUGAACCUAAUUUGGAAAUUGAGGGAGAUGGAGGAAAAUUCAAAAUGCCACAUAUGAAAAUGCCAAACAUUGAUAAAUCACUUCCUAAAGGAAAAACUGGAGACAUUGAAGGAUCAGAAAUGGAAAUUCAUGGUGAGGGAGGAAAAUUCACGAUGCCACAUAUUAAAAUGCCAAAUAUUGGUAUAUCACUUCCUAAAGGACAAGGUGGAGAAAUUGAAGGACCAGAGAUGGACAUUGAAGGAGAGGGUGGGAAAUUCAAAAUGCCACAUAUGACAACACCAAAUAUUGGUAUAUCACUUCCAAAAGGAAAAACUGGAGACAUUGAAGGAUCAGAAAUGGAAAUUGGAGGAGGAGGUGGAAAAUUCACGAUGCCACAAAUUAAAAUGCCAAAUAUUGGUAUAUCACUUCCAAAAGGAAAAACGGGUGUUGUUCAUGAACCUAAUUUGGAAAUUGAGGGAAAUGGAGGAAAAUUCAAGAUGCCACAUAUGAAAAUGCCAAAGGUAGACUUAUCACUAACGAAGGGAAAGUCUGGAGACAUCAGUGCACCAGAAAUGGAAAUGGAAGGAGGUGGAAAAUUUAAGAUGCCACAUAUGAAAAUGCCAAACAUUGAUAUAUCACUUCCCAAAGGAAAAACUGGAGAGAUUAAAGCACCAGAGAUGGAAAUUCAGGCAGAGGGAGGAAAAUUCAAAAUGCCAAAGGUAGAUAUAUCCCUUCCGAAAGGAACGUUUGGAGAAAUUAGAGCACCAGAAAUGGAAGUCGAAGGAGGAAAAUUCGAGAUGCCACAUGUGAAAAUGCCAAAGGUAGAUAUAUCCCUUCCGAAAGGAACGUUUGGAGAAAUUAGAGCACCAGAAAUGGAAGUCGAAGGAGGGAAAUUCGAGAUGCCACAUGUGAAAAUGCCAAAGGUAGACAUAUCACUUCCAAAAGGAAAAAGUGGAGAUGUUAAUGCACCUGUAUUGGAAAUUGAAGGUGAGGGUGGAAGAUAUAAGAUGCCAGAAAUCAAACUGCCAAAUAUAGAUAUUACAUUGCCAAAGGGAAAAUCUGCUGACAUUAAUGCUGAAAUCAAAAAGCCCAACGCUGAGGCAGCAGCAAAGAUUCAAAUGCCUUCGAUUGGCUUACCAAAGUAUACAACUCCCGACCUUGAUUUGGACAUGAAUGUUGGAAAACCCAACCAUGGAGCUGAGGUUCAUGAGAAUAGUUCAGACAAAACUGGUUCCCAUUCAAAGGGAGACCAUAAGAUGAAAAUCAAAAUGCCAACAAUAGACAUAGAGUGCCCAAAAGGAGAUCUGGAGCUCGAUAUAGGCUUCCACAAAGUUGAGGGAAAGAAAGACAUAAAAAUAAUAGAGUUGCCUGACUUAGACCUUAAAACUUCUGGUACCAAAGUUAAGGGGCCAAAAGUCAAAGGCACCAAAUUCAAAAUUGGAAUGCCAAAAAUGAAGAACACUGGAGAUCAAGCAUUAGAUGCAGCCACAAAGAAGACUGAGAAAGAGAAUGAAGGGGUCAGUGGUAGAUUUAUGAUUAAGAGGACAAAGCUUGGCAAAGGUGCAGAUGUGGAGGCAGAUGCGGGGGCAGGUGUUUCUGUGUUGCCAAACAUCUCCCUCCCAGAUGUGGGCUUCUCAGUAUCCAAAGGAGCCAGCCAAGAGGGUGAACCUCAUGGUCCAGAGAUUAGUGCCAAAUUGCCAAAAUUCAAACUCCCUAAUGUGGAGCUCUUAGGUCCUUCAGUAGCAGGCGAAGGAGGAGCACAGAUCAACAGCGGACAACAAGAAGACAAAGGUGGUAUCAAGUUUCAAAUGCCUGUGGGGCUGAAGAGUAAACAAGGCCCUGCCGAGUCCACUGGCACAGAUGCCAGCACCGAGAAUGGAUUCACAUUACCUCAUCUUGGAAUCAAAUCCCCCAAAAUACCAGAUACAGACUUUGAUAUUGGAGCAUCUCAAACUGGGGACCAUGGGGCAGAUACAAGUACGAGACAAAAAAUGAAAAUACCCAAGUUCGGGGUGGCUUUACCUGCUAUUUCUUCACCUGGAGCCAGAGUACAUUUGAAGGACCCAGAUGUUGAGUGUGAAGGCCCUAAAAUGCCCAAAGUUAAAAAAGCUGUAUUUGUUUUGGUGAAUCCCCAAACAGACCACUCCACUAUGUCCACCAGUGUAGAGUCUGGAGAGGCAAACAUCAAAAUGCCAAAGAUCAAAAUGAAGCCAUCGUUUGGAAAGUCAGGAUCCAAGGAAAACAGUGCUGCUUUGAGCAUUGAAGGAGACGUGGAUGGAGAUGACAAGUCAAAGGGAGCAAAGCUAAAAAUGCCCAAAGUCACCUUCUCUCCGGUCAAAACAGGUUCAUUUGAUGUAACCCUAAAAGGUGAGGGGUCGAGUUCCAGCCUCAAUGGUGAGAAAGAUCCAACAUUCCAGAAUGAAUCCAAGGAGGAUAAAGUUAAGUUAGGGAAGCUCAAGCUUCCAAAGAUAGAGUUCUCCUCGCCAUAUUCAAUAAUAGGCAGUGGAGAAGAGGACCUUGAAAUGAGUGCUAAGCUUGUCAAUGAGUCCUCAGGAACUGACAGAGAAACCAAGGGGACGAAAGUGAAAUUAGGCAAAAUGUCCUUCCCGGGAUUUAAGAAGAAGACAGCAAAAGGAGAGGAGGAAACUCAAGACAAUGUGGUGUCCUCAUCGGCCAGGACAGAAAUGCUAAAUUGGGAUAGUUCAGAAUCCCAAACGCCAAUGGUCUCCAUUGGUUUUGUACCAGGGAAGUCUAGGGGGCAGGCAGUGGCUGAGAGCAGCAAAAAGGAGAUGGAAGAAGGAGAGCAGUCAACCUGGUUCAAGGCCCCCAAAUUCAACCUGAAACCCCACUCGACAGGAAUCCUCCACAUUACACCAGAAGGUUCUCCCCAGGGUAGCAGAUCCUCGCUCCAGUGCCAGGGUUUAGAUGAAACUGCUGGUACCUUCCGGCUCCAAAUGCCAAGCAUGCGGUUCUCCACCCACGAGGUGUCUGAGGAGAAUGUUACUACAACAAAGAAGGGAACAGUAACCGUGGUGACAAAGACAACAAAACAUACGGUAACAGAGUCCAGAACUGGUCAAACCCACACAUCGCUAUCCCAUUGUAAUGACUAAAGUCCGAAGAGAUGUGAGAGUAAUAUAUUUUUCCUCUUUCCUGUUGUGACGACUGUUUUUGUGAUUUUGUUCCGCCACGUUUUUUCCCCUUCUAUUUUAGUCUUUAUCAUAUUUGAUGGUUUUACUGGUUUAAAUCUGAAUAUCAAUUAAUUAUGUAUUGUUGUUCAUAUAUUUUUGGGGGGCAAAAAUACCACACAUUUUAAUUUCCAAAAGGAAAUGUCUUUUUUUCAAUGCCUUCCCAUUUGAUUUACCAACAUUUACCUGGGCAUGAUUGUAGAGUUAGACUGACAAAGAACACACACCAAUAUAUCAAAAGCAAUUUGUAUGUAAAUACAAAAACAUGUCAUUAUUUUCAUAUUACCGAUGAUAGGAAUAGUAACAAGGACAUUAGUGAUUUGUGUUAAUGUAUCUGAGGCUUGAGGAUGGUGUGAGAUUUGUGGUUUAAUUAUUUACUUUCUUAAGCUUGUUUUUUCUUUCUGAUAUAUUAAGAUUUUUGUAAUUAUACCAUACAUUGAAAUGUAAUAUUAAAGGCUUCUACAGUGCAAUACAUUUCAACACUCUCUAUGAGAAUCAAGAUAAAAUAAUAGGAAACUAUCAUCUGAUAUUAAGGUUAAUGGUUUAAAGAAACGGAACAUGUACUCUCUUUAAUUGAAAUAUUUCAAAAUUAAUGCAAAACCUCUCACACAAAACAAUGUCUCCAUUGAGACAGUUUAUUGUUCCUUUUCUUUUUUGGUGAAUUAGAAAGUAGAAAUUUAAUGUGUGUGCUAAACUGCAUUGGACGAGUCUCAGCAAUCCUCUGUCAAACAAGUUUACAAGUUUUCAUUAACCAGAUUUAACAUCUGUUGGAGCAAAUAACCAUAUAGAAAUAACCAUAUAGAAUGGUACAUGACAAGGAGAGAACAUGACCAGAUAACAUGGUAUUUAUAUGUAUAGAGACGUUUUUACAAAUACCUUUGUGAUUAGCAUGUUUUCAGUGCAUAUGGCUUCACAAUAUGCAGUUUUCAAAGCAACGUGUUAUCAAGUGGCAUUAUAAAUAAUGUUGUUAAGAGAUCAUAUUAUUAAUAAACCUUAAUAUUCCUAAGAAAAAUAAAAAAA
Messenger RNA from Oncorhynchus keta (chum salmon), 11929 nucleotides. RefSeq names its product neuroblast differentiation-associated protein AHNAK-like. The transcript has 8 exons. The coding region runs from base 404 to 10834 and encodes 3476 amino acids. NCBI's taxonomy places the organism in Eukaryota, Metazoa, Chordata, Actinopteri, Salmoniformes, Salmonidae. Gene Ontology annotation, biological process: regulation of RNA splicing; peripheral nervous system myelin maintenance. The record is from RefSeq and is a predicted model, not a curated record. Gene Ontology annotation, molecular function: protein binding. Gene Ontology annotation, cellular component: nucleus; cytoplasm; costamere.